AUGGCGCGUGUCCCGGCCGACGCCCGCGGUGAGCCCUCCAAGACCUCCUCCUGGCGCGUGACGGAGCGAGCGACCGCGACGCACGACUUCGUGGUGAUCGAGUACUCGAAGCUCAAGAUGCUGGGCGUCGGCCAGCACGUCAGCUCCGACGCCUUCCGCGCCGGCGGCCACGACUGGAAGGUCAUGUUCUACCCGAAGCUGGCGCAGGCGGAGGGCAGGAUAGCCGAUUACUGCCCGCCUUUCUUCCCCGGGGGGGCGAGCCUGCACCUCUGCGACGCCGACAAGGACACGGAGCUGAUGGUCAGGUUCACGCUCAGCGUGCUGCACCAGGACGGCCGCGUGUCGCCCAUGGCGAGCCGGACCAGGACGGAGAUCUUCGGCGCCCCGCCGCGGCAGCGCCACGGCUUCAACAGGCUCGUCCAUGGGAGCAUGCUCACGUGGCGGUGCAUCCACAACGACGCGCUCACGAUCCGGUGCACCCUCACCGUCGUCGGCACCAGGGACCCGGUCCCGCCGCCGGAGCUCGCCGCGCACCUCGCCCGCCUGCUCGGGAACGGGAUGGGCGCGGACGUCACGUUCCAGGUGGGCGCCCGUUCGUUCCCGGCGCACAGGAUCAUGCUCGCCGCCCGGUCGCCGAUCUUCAGCGCCGAGUUCUUCGGCGACAUGACGGAGAAGGACACGCCGUGCAUCAAGAUCGUCGACAUGAGGCCGGAGAUCUUCGAGCUGCUUCUCCGGUUCAUCUACACGGAGGCGCUGCCCGGUGACGGCGAGGGUUGCGACGCGGCGACGAUGCAGCACUUGCUGGUGGCGGCGGAUCGGUACGGGCUCGACAGGCUCAAGCAGAUCUGCGAGUUGAAGCUGCACGCUAGCGUUGACGCGGAGACGGUGGACAGCAUGCUUGCUCUGGCGGAGCGUCACAGCUGCCCCAGACUUCGAGAUGCUUGCGUCGCGUGCAUGUCGUCUCUCGAACAAUGACCCGUUCGUCCCUUAAA
This is a messenger RNA of Sorghum bicolor (sorghum), 992 nucleotides long. RefSeq names its product BTB/POZ and MATH domain-containing protein 2. The transcript has a single exon. The coding region runs from base 1 to 975 and encodes 324 amino acids. Gene Ontology annotation, biological process: protein ubiquitination. Gene Ontology annotation, molecular function: protein binding. NCBI's taxonomy places the organism in Eukaryota, Viridiplantae, Streptophyta, Magnoliopsida, Poales, Poaceae. The record is from RefSeq and is a predicted model, not a curated record.